ACUCAGCACUGCACGGUUGGCAUGCAUCGCCCUUGCUCUGUCUCCAUGCCCGGGCAGGCAAGGCGUCGGGCCUGGUCCUCCACCCUUCCUGCACGUCCCUCACGCUCGCCGCGUCACGCCCGCCCCGCCCACCCCGUCAGCACCCUUCCCACGCGGGCACUCAGUGACAUUGAGCGCCGCGGCCGCCGAGGGGUGCUGUGCGUCGGCGGAGCAGGCGGCCAUGGGGAGCCUCCGCGGCCUGCGCCUGGCGGCUGGACAUUGCUUUAGGUUAUAUGAAAGAAAUGCCUCCUCCACCCUAAGGUCUGCCAGAAACACUGACUUGAAGAGGAUCAGCGGGUUUUGUACCAAGCCCCAGCAAAGUCCCAAAGCCCCAACUGAAUCCUACAGACACAGAGUGCCACUGCACAAACCCACGGACUUCGAGAGGAAGAUACUGCUGUGGUCAGGGCGCUUCAAGAAGGAGGAGGACAUCCCGGAGACAGUCUCGUUUGAGAUGCUUGAUGCUGCAAAGAACAAGAUCCGGGUGAAGGUCAGCUAUUUAAUGAUUGCUCUGACAGUGGCAGGAUGCAUCUACAUGGUCAUUGAGGGCAAGAAGGCCGCGAAAAGACAUGAGUCCUUAACAAGCUUGAACCUAGAAAGGAAAGCCCGUCUGAGAGAGGAGGCAGCCAUGAAGGCCAAAACAGAGUAGGAGUAUUGGUGCUGGAUUUGGAAAACCUGGGAGAAAGGUUGUAAUAACAAGCCUGCAUUGGAAGGAACGUGACACAAGACACACUUUGCAGACAUACGCUUUGCACAGAUUUAUUCACUUCCCUGUUUCUGCUGUAGAGGAACAAAUAAAUUUUCUUACAGAACGA
Molecule: messenger RNA, 854 nt
Organism: Onychomys torridus (southern grasshopper mouse)
Lineage: Eukaryota; Metazoa; Chordata; Mammalia; Rodentia; Cricetidae
Gene: Fam162a
Product: family with sequence similarity 162 member A
Exons: 5
Coding region: 221-688 (155 amino acids)
Biological process (GO): neuron apoptotic process; cellular response to hypoxia; positive regulation of release of cytochrome c from mitochondria
Cellular component (GO): mitochondrion
Source: RefSeq, a predicted model, not a curated record